GAGAAGAAGAUUCUAUCUAUUGAUAGGCAUUUCCCUGGUAUGUAUAUUGACAUUACUGGCAGUCGUGGUCAGGAAGUUUUUAAAGUUGGUUUUGGUCACACUCGUUUAUUUUUUCCUGAGGAAUUUGGUGUUGUACUUCAUGUUGAGGAAUAUGCUAAACAGCGACAAGAAGCUCGUGCUCUUAAGUGGGAAUUAGAAGAAGCUAAGAAAUAUGGUUUGAGUUUGGAAGAAUAUCGAUCUCAGGAAAAAUACAUUGAGAAAGCUAAGUUAGCUAACAAGGACAACGAACAAGAGAACCAUCCCUGGCAAACAGGAGGAGGGCAGGAAGAGGAAGGAGCUGCUGCUGGAGUUGGGCCCUUUGGUAAGAAUAAAGAAAGUGAAAAGGAUAAGAUGUCAGAGGCUAUAAUGCACGUAUCAACUAGUGAGCCACUCAGUGAAGGAAGAAGACAACAAGAAGAACGAGCAUAUGAACUAGCAAGACAACAGAGUCAACAUGGUGGUGGUGAUCCAACUGGAUAUGAAGUUAUUAAAAGAGGAGAAGUUAAGCCUACAGACGACAACUACUCAGAUGUUGAACCUUAUCAUACUGUUCCUGAAGAUCAUCAACAAGAUGUCAGCCCUGUUUCUCAAGGAUCACAAAAACCGUCACUAAAAGCUCAUCAUGAAGAAGGAUACAAGAGCCUUUCUUCAUACAAUACUCAUCAUCCAUACUCUCCUAAUCUUCGUCAUUCUCCUGAUCCUCCUGCUGAUUAUCGUGGUGGUAAUCAUCAAGGUUAUAAUUGUGAUAAUCAAUAUAGGGGUCAUCAUGAUCCUCCUGGUCAUCAUGAUCGCCGUGACCCUUCUCAUGAUCCUCAUCAUCAGUUCACUGUUGGGUCAAUGGUGCGUGUGGUUGCCAUACAAAGAGGUGAUCCAUUGUAUGGUGUAGUACAGUGGAUAGGGAUACUACCUGACUACCCUGGAACAAUAGCUGGAGUGGAAUUGGAAAAAACAAUAAAUGGUGGUACUGAUGGUACACGGGGUGGAAGAAGAUUCUUUACUUGCCCUUAUGGUAAAGGUUACUUAAAUUUUCAUUUUUAGUGAUUAAAGAUUCCAAUAAAGAAGAGAUGAUUAAACUAAAAGAAGAAAUCCAUCAACUUCAGAGAUCAAUUGAAAAUCUUCAGUUAAAGAAAGACACUCAGCAAAGGACAGCCAAACAGCAAGCA
Molecule: messenger RNA, 1202 nt
Organism: Amphimedon queenslandica
Lineage: Eukaryota; Metazoa; Porifera; Demospongiae; Haplosclerida; Niphatidae
Exons: 2
Source: RefSeq, a predicted model, not a curated record